AUGACAUUUUUAAAUAUCAAACCCAUUGCUUGGGCAUUCUCUCUAAUAACCUUAGGGACUGAAAUGCUGAAUUCUGUCUUCAGUUUCUACUAUGUAAAGCUUUUUUUACAUCUGUACAAGGUUUCAGAAGUGGCCUUUUACCAAGCCCAGAUGAUUUUAAUGAUUUGGAAUGCUCUUAACGACCUGACGGGGUAUUUUCACAACAACUCUAAGGCAGACUGCUGUUCCAGUCGUCACAGUUCUGUUUUGUAUGGUGCCCCUUUAUAUGCAGCAGCCUUCCUGCUUCCUUGGUUCCCCUGGAAAUACUAUCAUGAAGGUGACUGGCUUAGUGGGCUUCACCUGGUGGUAUCAUUAUGCGCUUUUGACAGCACGCUUACCUUUGUUCAGCAAGCCCAGUGUAUACUGUUUGCAGAAAUUUUCACUAGAUACGAAAGUCGGCUUCAGCUUAUUAAAAUCAACCAAGUGGCGUCACUGGUAGGAUCUACCAGUAUCCUCUUCUGUAGCCUCAUCUCUGAUAACAUGGAAAUUUUGCUCAAUUUUCAGGUCAUCGCUGUUGUUGUUGCCAUUUUGGCCACUGCCAGCCUUUAUACUGGCAUGUGCCACCUGAGUCGCUUAGAACCUAAAGAAGCCCCGAGGAAAACCUUUUCUCAGAAACUGUACAGGAUCUCCCCUGGACUUCUGUCAUCUCAUUGA
Rangifer tarandus platyrhynchus (Svalbard reindeer) is the source of this 693-nucleotide messenger RNA. The record is from the annotation of a GenBank genome assembly. NCBI's taxonomy places the organism in Eukaryota, Metazoa, Chordata, Mammalia, Artiodactyla, Cervidae.